Heterotrigona itama is the source of this 801-nucleotide messenger RNA. Lineage: Eukaryota; Metazoa; Arthropoda; Insecta; Hymenoptera; Apidae. The record is from the annotation of a GenBank genome assembly.
CGUGGUUCCGUGCUGGAAUCGCUCGUGUCCCGUCAAAUAGGGGGAGUGAAACAGCACCUGCUGCCAUUCUGGCAUUACGUCAAUGGUAGACAUUUCAUUUGCUGGUUGGGAGGAGUUACUCUGACCGCCAUUGUUACAGCUUCGUUCGUGUCGGAGAACGUGAUCUGUGAAUCUUCGUCAUCGCAUCACCGAUUUCAACGGGCCGUUGAUUAUUUGUUUAAGUUACUUUUAAUUGGAGAUUCUGGAGUUGGAAAAUCGUGUCUUUUACUCCGCUUUGCUGAUGACACGUAUACAGAAAGUUAUAUCAGUACUAUUGGUGUAGAUUUCAAAAUACGAACAAUUGAUCUAGAUGGGAAAACAAUAAAAUUACAAAUCUGGGACACAGCAGGUCAAGAACGAUUUAGAACAAUUACAAGUUCUUAUUAUAGAGGUGCACACGGUAUUAUCGUUGUUUAUGACUGCACAGAUCAGGAAACAUUUAAUAAUGUUAAACAAUGGCUAGAAGAGAUUGAUCGUUACGCAUGCGAUAAUGUGAACAAGCUGUUAGUUGGCAAUAAAUGUGAUCUACACACUAAAAAAGUUGUUGAUUACACAACAGCAAAAGAAUACGCAGAUCAGCUUGGUAUACCAUUUUUGGAAACAUCUGCUAAGAAUGCAAUGAAUGUCGAACAAGCUUUUAUGACAAUGGCUGCAGAAAUAAAACUUAGAGUGGGCCCUCCAUCAAGUGGUAAUAGUGAUCCUGCAAAUAAUGUGAGAAUAGAACAUGGACGUCCAAUUGAAUCCUCUAAAUCCGGGUGCUGC